Messenger RNA from Apodemus sylvaticus (European woodmouse), 3596 nucleotides. RefSeq names its product tRNA aspartic acid methyltransferase 1 (gene Trdmt1). The record is from RefSeq and is a predicted model, not a curated record. NCBI's taxonomy places the organism in Eukaryota, Metazoa, Chordata, Mammalia, Rodentia, Muridae. The transcript is spliced from 12 exons. Bases 469 to 1431 code for a protein of 320 amino acids. Gene Ontology annotation, molecular function: methyltransferase activity.
UCUUGAACCUAUCUUUUCUAGGACAGUGUGAGGUUGCAGUGGCUUUUCUCUCUCUGCCUUUUGUCCUGUGGUCUGCAAGAUGCCUGCUUUGUGAGUUCUAGCUCCUUAGACCCUGAUAUUCCUUCUCUUUAAAUGCCUAGGCCAAGGAAAGCUGGUCGUUAAUCAACAAUUGGCUUAUGGUUCCCCAACACCAGGAGCAGGAGCACAAGCUGUCCCUGACUGUUUCCUGCCUGUGGAUCCUGUUCCCCUAACUGGGCUGCCUUGUUGGGCCUCAGUGGGGGAAGAUGUGCCCAGUCCUGCAGUGACUUGAGGUGCCAGGAAAGUUGUAUCCCUGCACAUGUGGUGGCUGCUAUUGAUGUGAAUACUGUUGCUAAUGAAGUAUACAAGCAUAAUUUUCCUCAUACACACUUACUGGCAAAAACAAUUGAAGGUAUUUCACUGGAAGAGUUUGACAAGCUAUCUUUCAAUAUGAUUUUAAUGAGCCCUCCGUGUCAGCCAUUCACAAGAAUUGGCCUACAGGGGGAUAAGACUGAUCCAAGGACAAAUAGCUUCCUGUAUAUUUUAGAUAUUCUCCCAAGAUUGCAAAAAUUACCCAAGUAUAUUCUUUUAGAAAAUGUCAAAGGUUUUGAAGUAUCUUCUACAAGAGAGCUGCUGAUACAAACAGUAGAAGCCUGUGGCUUUCAGUAUCAAGAGUUUCUGUUAUCUCCUUCCUCUCUAGGCAUUCCAAACUCCAGGCUAAGGUAUUUUCUCCUUGCAAAGCUUCAGUCGGAGCCUCUCCCUUUCCAGGCCCCUGGGCAGAUACUGAUGGAGUUUCCUAAAACUGUAACUGUUCGGCCACAAAAGUAUGCAGUAGUUGAAGAAAGUAAGCUAAGAGGGAAGAGAACUGACCCACACAUCUGCACUGAGAGCAGCCGCACGCAGUGUUCUGGAAAAGACGCCAUUCUCUUCAAGCUUGAAACUGCAGAAGAAAUUGACAGGAAACGCCAACAAGACAGUGACCUCUCUGUGCAGAUGCUGAAAGACUUCCUUGAAGAUGACGACACAGAUCAGUACCUCUUACCACCCAAGUUAUUGCUGCGAUACGCCCUCUUACUUGAUAUAGUCAAGCCCACUUCCAGGAGGUCCAUGUGCUUUACCAAAGGGUAUGGAAGCUACAUAGAAGGGACUGGUUCCGUGUUACAGACUGCAGAGGAUGUGCAGAUUGAGAAUGUCUACAAAUCUCUUACUGAUUUGCCACCAGAAGAAAAGAUAGCUAAGUUGUCAAUGCUUAAACUGCGGUAUUUUACACCUAAAGAAAUUGCAAAUCUCCAGGGAUUUCCUCCUGAAUUUGGGUUUCCUGAGAAGACAACAGUGAAGCAGCGUUACCGACUGCUUGGCAACAGCCUCAACGUGCAUGUGGUCGCAAGACUGCUCACAGUCCUGUGUGAAUGAUCUGGAAACGCCUCAAGAGGUGCCACAGUGCCUCUAAUUCUACACAGUUAUUCCAAAAUUCCAUCUUGAAUUAAUUCUUAUAGAAUUCAACUAAAUAAUUUUAAUAGCAUUUUAGUGGGUAAUUCAUAGGGAGCUUAAAUGUGCAUAUCAAAUUGUUUCCUUAAAUGUAUAUUACUGUAUCUGAUAAACCUCAUGUUGCUGUGUUUGCUUUGUGGGAAAUAUUUUAUAAAGCUUUUAAACAUGUCUAUUAAAUAUCUUUUAUAUUAUGCUAUAAACAAAUUUAAGAAUUUGAAUUUUUAUAUGUAUAUUAGUACUUUAUAAAAUAUGGCAUGAAUACUAUAAUGAGCCUUAGAAAAUUAUUUUUGUAUGUUAACUUAAGACGUAUUUUAUAUAACAUGGAGAGACUGACUGGCUAGCUCUCAUAGUGCUGUCCGUGCUUCUGGCCGUCAUUCUUAACUAGCUGCGAACCAGGAUGCUGCGGUGCUGACUGUCCUAUGCCCGUGCGUGUCAUGGGAAUAGCCAACUGCUCUGUGACUUGACUUAAGGCCUGAUCAAUGAGAUAGAAUCCAUGCUUGGCCCUGUUAUCUGGUUCAAAGGCCUGUGGCUAGACAGUUCAUGGGCCCCAGUGGGUAACUUAUUAGUAUUAUUCUGAUAAAUGGGCAUUGUAUUGAAUGAUGAUGAUUCCUGAUGAUUUAUUUUCAUACCACAGAGAUUAGUGUUUCCCUCAACACUCAACAGGUGAGCCAGCUUCUUGCAGUAGAUGGCAAGACAGAAACCCAGAGAACAAGAGACUGGAGCACUCAGCCCUAAGUGACAUAUCUAUCACUCCCCUCCCUCCCGAGGCUCAGGGAUCAUUGCAGAAGAGGAAGCAAAAUCACUGUAAGAGCCACAAAUGUAGAUGACUUUAGGGAAAGAUGUUUUCCAAGUACAGCAGGACAACUGCACAUGUGGACUUAUAGCUGAGUGACAGCAUGCGAAAGACCUGCGUGAGCCUGACUCCCAGAUGGCACCCGGUAUAGAGUGGGCAGGGUGGGCACCAGAGCUCACUGUAGCACAGAGGCUGUUGGCAUUCAGUAGCUGCUGGGAGAGGAAGAGUCAAUUCUCUUCCGAGGUGUGGCUCCUGGUAUGUGGCGCACACCCCGGGGUAGACAUACACUCAAGAAUAUUUGAGCAAUACAAAUUGGACUUGACUUUUUUGAAGAGGACACAGAGUUGGGUGGAUAGGGGAGGGAGUGUGAAUAUGAUCCAAAUAAACUACGACAUUCUCAAAGAACUAAUAUUAUUUAAAAAAAUAAAAUUUUUUUUACAACUCUUAAGAUAUUACUCUUUCUGAUCAUUUAUCCUAACUCAAAACUGAUUCAAAUUCUAGCCUGUUGAGUGUUUUACUUAAUUCCAGGCCUUUUUAGACAAGUUCAUACAUUUUAAAUCAAAUUAUCAUCAUCCCACAUAGACAUCAGUCUGAAGAAUAUAUUAGAAAUACUCAGAAAUUCUUAAUCAAAUAUUUGAAAAAUGCAGGUGACUUUUUUUUUUUUUUUUUUUUUUUUUUUUGAUGAGACAGUGUCUUGCUGUGUAGCCCUGGGUGGCCUGGAAUUUGCUAUCUAGUCCAGUCUGGCUUCUAACUCAGAGGGAUCUGUCUGCCCCAACCUCCUAGAAUUAAAGGCCAGAAUACUUAACCUGGCUUCCUCUUCACUCUUAAUCUGAAGAUAAAGCCUCAUUGUCCUGCGUCCAUUCCACUGGUAAUAGUUUGCUAUUACCAGAGUGCUUUUGCUCUGUCAGCCUUUGGGUUUAGCUUGUCUGUUAUUACUUUCUAAGGAGUAUGGCAUGGUUUAUGUGGCAGUAAUGUUAAGGAAGGAAAACGUGCUGCUAUUGCUGCUAGGACUAGGAAGUCAGUGUUUAGCAGGACAGAGUUUCUGUUUCCUUCUGAAGGCGGGAGGCACUGCUGGCUCGGCUUGGCAAGCAUGCUGAGUGACACCCAACUGUACACUUAGAGUCUGUUGAAUGGCUAAUUACUUAGAUUGUGCUGAACUUUUAAAAAUUACUCCUGAACUCAGGUAAAUAUGGGUAUAUCAAAGCUAUAAGCUGUGUAUAUAUCACCAUUCACUGUCUACAUUUGUAUAUGUUUUUAAAGAUGAACCUCAUUAAAGUCUUAUAAUUACAAACUAAAA